This is a messenger RNA of Histoplasma capsulatum G186AR, 1405 nucleotides long. RefSeq names its product lectin. Gene Ontology annotation, biological process: endoplasmic reticulum organization; endoplasmic reticulum to Golgi vesicle-mediated transport; Golgi organization. Gene Ontology annotation, molecular function: D-mannose binding. The record is from RefSeq and is a predicted model, not a curated record. The coding region runs from base 36 to 1052 and encodes 338 amino acids. Gene Ontology annotation, cellular component: Golgi membrane; COPII-coated ER to Golgi transport vesicle; endoplasmic reticulum-Golgi intermediate compartment. Lineage: Eukaryota; Fungi; Ascomycota; Eurotiomycetes; Onygenales; Ajellomycetaceae. The transcript has 6 exons.
CACCGGAACCCGUCUGCGCUCUGUAUUCACGGACAAUGCUCGUACGACUGCUCACGAUCCUUUGGCUAUGGGUGCUGGGCUUUGCCCUGGGCGAGGAAUAUGGCUUGGAAGAUCGUAACAAUUUCGAAGAUCAUCCCGAUGUCAAGCGUGUCCCAAUGAUCGCAUACAGUUUAUCCCAGCCAUAUCUAGAUUCAGAUUCUGAAAACCGAUGGUUCGAUUUUGGUGGUGAUACCGUUAUCCGUACCGAUCGAUAUAUCCGCCUUACGCCCGAUCGACAAUCGCGACAAGGCUGGCUGUUCUCGCGCGUCCCGUUAACCGCGACCAAUUGGCAGGUAGAAAUUGAGUUCAGGAUUGACGGCCAAGGAACCCUUCAUGGAGAUGGCAUGGCAAUAUGGCUUACCAAACAACGAGCAACGAAAGGCCCUGUUUUUGGAUUCAUGGACAAAUUCGAAGGAUUGGGUAUCUUCAUCGACACCUACAAGAAUAACCGGGGAAACCCUGCGUUCCCCUAUGUCAUGGCUAUGCUAGGCGAUGGCCAGGUGUCGUAUGACCAGGCGCAGGAUGGCAAACCCAAUGAGCUUGCUGGAUGCUCGGCUCGAGGGAUCCGCGGUGCGUCCGUCGCUACAAAGGCUCGAAUAACCUACUUCCAAGACAAAUUCCUCUCCCUCGACCUGCAAUAUAAAUCAGACCUCUCCUGGACUUCUUGCUUCACCGUUGAAGCUUCUGAGGAGCAAUCUAUAAACAUCCCCACAGUCGCCUACCUCGGAGUGUCCGCCGAGACCGGCGAACUCAGCGACAACCAUGACAUCAUAUCUAUCGACACCUAUUCGCUCUACAACAAGGCGCCCACAGACCAAGUUCCCAUCUCCAGGGGCGCCGGUAAGAAGACAAGUUCCAAGGCCGGAAAGGGAGCCGCUUAUAGCAGGGGUGGCGAUGAUGGUAGUGGUGGAUGGUUAUGGUUUUUAUUUAAGAUCAUUAUGUUCCUAGCUCUUGUUGUUGCGGCGUAUGUUGGCUUCACGGCUUUUAGAGCCAGUCAAAAACGGAGGUUUUGAUUUUUGAUCUGUGAUUUUCCCCAGACUUGCUUUGAUACAUGAUAGCGGACGUUGUUUCUCUCCCCCUUCCCUCCACUCACACCUUAAAUCUUUAUAUAUCCAUCUUUCCUUGUGUUUGCACGAAUACUAUCAGGUUUAGUUGCGUUUGCGUUGAGUGCAGCCAUUGUUUCUCUAUGCAUCAUAUAUAUUAUUUUUCUUAUGUCUCUCAAUCUCCCGCUUGCUGCUUUCCCCAUCACCUUCUCUCCAUUUUCCUUGUAUUAUUUUUAUUCUUGCUCUCUUAUACCGCCUCUCAAAAAUACCUCCUAUGCUGUUCACACUUGGAUGAAGGAAGCAGGACCAAUUUUCUUACAUUC